CUACACGAUUUACAGAUGAAUUGCUUGAAAUUGGGAGUCUUAUGAGUAAAAUAAUCGACUUUGAUGAAUCAACGGAACAAAAUCGGUUUGUUGUUAAACCUGGAGUUGAUCGUGCUUUGGAUGAAAAGAAAAGAACAUACAAUGGCCUUCCUGACUUCAUGACAAAAGUAGCCCGAGAGGAGCUUAACAAACUUAGUUCUUCCAUUACAGAAUGUAAUGUUAUUUACCUACCACAGCUGGGCUACUUGUUAGCGAUUCCUCGAUCUCUGGAGAUGAAGGAAGAAGGGGAUUUUGCGAUAGAUGGCCUGGAGUUUGUGUUUCUUAGCAAUAACAGGGUUCACUACAAGAGUGCUCGCACCAGAGAGCUUGAUAACCUUUUGGGGGACACACAGUGCGAAAUAACAGAUCAUGAGACUGCUAUUAUGCAUCGCCUACAGACUGUCAUUCUGGAACACACCAAGGUGUUGAUCGAUGUAAUGGAGUGCUGUGCAGAGUUGGACUGUUUGAUUUCGUUGGCCCUGUGUGCUAGAGAGAACAACUAUGUUUGUCCUCAGUUGACUGCAGACUCGGUGUUAAAUAUUGAACAAGGAAGGCACCCUUUGCAGGAGCUCUGUGUCAGCCUGUUUGUUCCAAAUGACACAGUAUUUGACAAAGAUAGAGGGCGCAUGAAAAUUUUGACUGGACCUAAUGCCAGUGGUAAAAGUGUCUAUCUUAAACAGGUCGGCUUGAUCGUAUUUUUGGCGCAUAUUGGCAGUUUUGUGCCUGCCGAGUCUGCUACUAUUGGCCUGACGGACAGAAUUUUUACACGGAUACACACAAGAGAAACCGUAUCUGUGGGUUUGUCAACCUUUAUGAUAGAUCUAAACCAGGUAAGCCAUUGAGAGUCGGUGUAGGUUGUUGUUAGAGAUGAAACGAAAACUGAAGUAAUCACAUCUUCAUGCAGCCAAUCACCAAACUUUUUUAAGCGGGAGUAUUAGGAGUAUUAAUAUAUACUCUCCUUACAGUGUAUGCUAGCUCAUCGUGGUUACCUCCCUGUCCACUCUCCCCCUCCUCGCACACCAUGUUUCAGAUUUCUCAAGCUUUCACCAAAAACCCGUUUAGACUUCUGGUCGUUGAGAGACACUGAGAGUAAACUGUCUUGCCUAGGUAAGAACAGGUUCAAGUCGAGUCAGGCUGGACUCGAUCUCUUGAUCGGGAGUCUCGCAUUUAAUCUAACACUGUAACCAAUGGGCCACCGGCUUUCUCUCCAAAGAAAGAUCGCAACUCAAUCGACAAAUGUUUGACUGACUUCGAAAAGUCGAAGAAUUUCGUUUGUAAUCCAAGUUAAAUAAUAAUGAGCAGACAUUAUGCUC
Messenger RNA from Orbicella faveolata, 1352 nucleotides. Its product is annotated as mutS protein homolog 5-like. NCBI's taxonomy places the organism in Eukaryota, Metazoa, Cnidaria, Anthozoa, Scleractinia, Merulinidae. Gene Ontology annotation, biological process: mismatch repair; chiasma assembly. Gene Ontology annotation, molecular function: mismatched DNA binding; ATP binding; ATP-dependent DNA damage sensor activity. The record is from RefSeq and is a predicted model, not a curated record. Gene Ontology annotation, cellular component: nucleus.